Messenger RNA from Cucumis sativus (cucumber), 2231 nucleotides. RefSeq lists its product as uncharacterized. Gene Ontology annotation, cellular component: membrane. Bases 302 to 1270 code for a protein of 322 amino acids. The record is from RefSeq and is a predicted model, not a curated record. The transcript is spliced from 6 exons. Gene Ontology annotation, biological process: Golgi vesicle transport. NCBI's taxonomy places the organism in Eukaryota, Viridiplantae, Streptophyta, Magnoliopsida, Cucurbitales, Cucurbitaceae.
UUCUCAUAAUUAUUAGGUUGUGAAAAGAAAGGUGGGAAAUUGUGGAAGAAAGAAUCAACAUAACCACAACAGAGAGAACUCCAUCUCUGUUUUCAUGUCUCUGUGAAGCUUUGCCUCUUUCUGUUCAUUUCCCUUCUUGCUUCUCUCAAGCACCCAGCAUACAAAUUGCUCUACAAUCAAACCCUUUUUACCUUACAAUUUCUCUUCCACUAAACCAUUUUUUCUUUUUUCCAUUUUUUAUGAUCUUUGAUUUCUCCUUCUUUCAUAAUCUCUGCUCUGUUUUCCCCGUCUUUUACCCACAAUGUUAGUUGCAAAUAGUUUCGAUUUGUGGAAGAAAGAUGGGUUCUUUUCUGCCGCUGAGCAGGUCCAAGAAUCUGCCGAUACGAUGGAGUUUGCAUAUAGGACAUGGAUAAGAGAGAGAAGAGAAGGGCUAAGUCCUGAUGAUUUGGACGAACUCCGUCGAGAGGUUCAAACGGCUCUUGGCACAGCUAAAUGGCAGCUGGAAGAGUUUGAGAAAGCUGUUAGAGUUAGCUAUCGUUCUAGAAGUGAAGAACAUUUGUUGGAAAGACAUAGACUAUUUAUUGCAGCCAUUGGAAAUCAAAUUUCCCAUGUUGAAGCUGCUUUAAGAAAAUCUUACGACAAAGAGGGCAGGCAGCCACUUCGAUGGGUAAAUCUAAAUGAGGAAGAAUGCAAUGAUUUGGCUACAUUCCUCUCUGGUGUAUCGGAAGUACCACAAAGUGCAAAAACUGAAUCAUCUGUGUGUAGGUCUUCAGCAAAAAGUUCUAUAUAUGAGAAUCAUGAACGAGUAGUGGCAGAUAUGAAUCCUACUUCUACCUGUAGUUUGAGUAAUUCCUCUAAAAUGAAGGGGAAUAAAUAUGUUGAUGCUGUAGAUAUAGACUCACCGAAAGUCAAAGAUCUGGAAGUGAAAGAAAGUUUUAGAAGAGUAGAUGAUGCACUAUGCAAAAUGGAUAGAUCAACAAAGGUAAGAAGAGCAAGUCCACCAACUGUUCCUGACCUGCAAAUUGUAAUUGUGGAUGAAAAUCAAGAGAGAAAACAGUCUAUUACAAGUUUAGAAGCUUCAAGAAAAGGAAAAUCGGCAUCAGUUUUCUGGAAACGCGGAUGUGGAAAUUUUUCUCAGUUUUUUGGUAGGGUUCAGCAGCGACAAAUAUACAGACCCUGGCAUCUUCAGCUUACAUGUUCUGUUCAAUUUACUCUUGCUUUGAUGUUGACUAUAUUCUUGAUCGUUCCCAUUGUUUUUUAUUCAGCUUGAAAUUUUGAGUCGAUUGUACACUGUACAGACAACAGUUUCGAUCGUAACAGGCGUUGAACACGCGUUUGAAGAACAAUAACAUAACAUUCAUGUGCUGAGUUCCAUACCACCAUCCAUUCUCAAGAUGGGAAUAAGGUAUGCAUUCAUUAUUGUUGCGGCUGCAAAGUUUGUAAAUGUCUGGUACUUUGGUUAAAGUGUUAAAUAUUACAUAGAACAUCCCCAGUGUAAAUAAAUAUAUUCGAGGUUUAUGUCAUUAUCAUUAUUUCUUUAACCAUAGAUAAUUUUUUUCAUUGAAUUAAUGAAAAAGAGACUAUGCUCAAAGACAGACUCUGUAAAACUGUUAUUGGUGGAACACAAAGAAAAAAACUACGACAGAAAUCCCAAAAGUAAAUAAAUAAAUAAACCCCCAAACGAAUAUGUCUUGCUAUUCUUAGUUUCAUACUUGCCAAAUAAUCAAUAUUUUUGUUGUUUCAAAUACAGAAGAGUAAUAUUACAGUGGAGAGCCUCCUGAGGCAUGUUAUGCCAAUCAAUUUAGUCUCUUUUUUAGAUGAUUUUCCCAUGGAUCUUGUAUCAUUACUGCUUCUUUCAUUUUUGUGUAUUCAUGGGGUUGUAUUUACUACCUCUAAGAAUUAUGAUUUUCCACUGUUCGUUUACGUGAACUUGGGGGUGCCGAGGAGCGACUAUCAUCUAAUUUCUUAACCUAAUGUGGCAUCGGGAUUGGACUACUAUCACAAUCAAAAUGCAGUGACAAUGGAAAAGUUUGAAACUGCUGGAUCGUUGCAAGGAAUAGAAGAAAAUGGUGUGAUGAUAUAAUCAACUUAAAAGGGAGCACAUUUAAGAAGAAAAAUCAGCUUAAUAAGAACGUGAUUGCAGCCAUAACAAGAAUUGAUAUAAUAUGAAGUGAACUACAAUUGAACAAUUGGAUUGAUAUAAUAUGAACAGCAAGUUGCUGAGUUAUAAA